GGGAGCUCGCGCGCUGGGUGCGAAUGCGUGGCCGUCGUGCUUGCAUUCUCAAAGCGAGACGAGCGACCAUCGAUUGAUCGCGGAGCGCUGAGAGUGGAACCACACGCGGGAGGGGCGAUGUGGACCCCGAGGCGGUCGUGACCAUGGCGGACGAGAAGAGAGGAAGGCUGCAGCGUUGAGCCUGCUCAAGAGGCUGGUCUCGGAGAGGAAUGAGAGGCUAUGGCAAUGUCAUUGUCAUCGCAAUGCUCCCGGGUCCAAGUCGGAGUAGUCCGAGUUACGAACCUCACCAUCGUUUCCACUUCGACGCGGUCUUGUCUUCGCUCCGGGGAGGAGCCUUGGGCGGCCUUCGUUGGUAGCUGUCGCAGGUGUAGGGGAUCGAAUUUGAAGGUGGUGGAUUGUGCAGGGUUGUUGCAUCGGCUUGGGAAGUCGCCGGCAGAGAGGCGAGGGGCGGGGUUCUUUAUCGCGAGGGAGAGUGCGUCGAAGCAUUGUAGACCGCAGCUGAAGAGGUGUGCAGUGGUUGCUAGGUUAUUCAGUCCGGGGGAUUUUGACGCUUCAAAGCUGACAGCAAAAUUUGAAGGUGGUACAGAAGUCAUAAAAGCGAAAACUGUUGAGGAUCUUCUACCUCGCAAGUACACCCUAACGCACAGUGAUGUCACGGGGGAGCUAUUACUUUCUAUUGGCCCCUCUUUUAAUCGACGACAACUUACAGACUGGUAUACACGGCUGAUGAGGGAUGAAAUAGUCGCAGAAUGGAGAAUACGUGAGCAGAUCUCUCUCCAUGUCCAUUGCCACGUAAGUGGGGGCCACGUUCUUCUCGCACCAGCUGCUCUUCGAAAUAGCAUAUUUGAGCGAGAAAUGCCUCUGGUUCUGGAAGCAAUUCGGUACGGUGACAAAGACGUCCUUGCUGAAUUUCCAGAACUCCAUACGAGCACUGUGUGGGUGCACUUCCACUCAUCCGACCCUGCGUAUAAUCGGGCCGAUUGCUGGGGUCCAUUAUUCUAUGCAGCGUGCCCAGUUAGUCGAGCGACUGGCAAAUUGGUGCCAUACUGUAUUUUGGAACCUUUCACGCCCCUCAAACUGAUGGAUGUACGAAAGGAUCCUGUCGAGCUCUGCUCAGCAAUGUCUCCGUAGAACUUCGAGUUGAACCUGCCUGUAGUUGUGAAUGUCAUUGUAAUUAAGUUGAUGUUUCGAAACCAAUUCAUUCUUCAAGCACUUUUUUGAAAGUUUUCUUACAUUGUACUUCAGACUGGUGCUUGAAGGUGAUGAAACAUCAAUGUUAGAGAAGAAAGUUUAAACAAGCAGGCUUUGUACACUAGGCAGUCUAAAUCACCACUAAGGCAGAUCAUGAAAUUGUAGACAGACAUGAUGUGGCAUUUCAAGGCUCCUAAUUUACUUUGAUGACUUGUUGAGUAGGUUGCCUACUGGUUGUGUUUGAUCAGUGCUCUCUACUUGUACAAAUCCAUUUCCACAUGCCAUGCCAGACUUCACUAUUCUAGAAUUGAUAAGACACACUUGAACCUUGAAGAUAUUAAUUCAACUUGACACCUAUUUGUCUGA
Messenger RNA from Physcomitrium patens, 1557 nucleotides. RefSeq names its product protein STAY-GREEN homolog, chloroplastic. Lineage: Eukaryota; Viridiplantae; Streptophyta; Bryopsida; Funariales; Funariaceae. The record is from RefSeq and is a predicted model, not a curated record.